AUGGUGAAAUGGUGUGUUUCUAUUGAAAAGACUUCUCCUCCAUCUGUUGAUGAUAUUGAAUCUGAUCAGAUAGAAGAAGAAGCUGUUGAUUCAUCGGUAGAAAUAGUCAGCUCUGCAGUAAAUGAUUUAUCACUUAGUGAAUCGGAUCCAUUACUGUAUGGUACACCUAAUAAGAGAGGUCAAAUAUCUCUUAAUCACCUUUUGAACUUUACCUUUCCACCAAGACAAUCUUUUAACCAUACACCUCGAAGACAGAGAGUAACCAAUUAUCAACCUUACAAUAAAGAACGUUUUGUAAAUGCCAACUUCCGAUUUAUUAUUAAACCAACUGGAGAUUAUACUGUUUAUCUAGUUGAUCCUGAUAUUUUACUUAAUUGGGAUGAUAUAGUACAAGUGAUUAUUACUACUCAUAGUACACCCAGUUGUCCAAUAUGUUUACAACAACCAACUGCUCCUCGCGUAACUAAAUGUGAUCUUAAAAGUGUAAGGUUUUGGACUGUUAGGACUAUUAGUAAAGUAGGUUAUGCUGGAUUAAUCGAGGGGGAAGAAACAAUCAAUAUGCGAUUAAUCCAAAGACAGAUGAAUUCUACUAUUGCACUCCCACGAUCAAGAAAUUGGCUAUUUAAAAAUUAUGAUUCAUCAAAUCAUAAUACUAUUAUCAAUACCAAUAUUUCUGCACCAUGGCAUUUCACUCCAAAUGCGCUGGUAUUUUCUAAGUUGAUGCUUGCUUCUUUUGAUUAUAUGCAAGAAGAGUUUAAUCGAGAUUUAAAAGAACUCGAUGUAACAUUAAACGAGGCCAAAAUUUUAAGUUAUCAUGAUGAAAUUCCAUUUCUUGAGAUUGCUAUUGUUAAUACCCAGGAUCAAUUAGCAUUGCUUCAAGAAUCAUAUUCGACGGUUCAUCUUUUGGAGGUAGAGCAACAAGCCAUUGAGAUGUUUAAUAAAUCAAAGCUUUUAGAUCUCAUUACCACCGCCACUACGGUUCCUGAAACUGACCAAAAAUCCUCGCCAAUAGUAAAUUCUCAGGAUUUUCAAAAUAGUGAAAAUGAAGUUAAUAUAUCAACUUCAUCACCCUCAUCCUCAUCCUGGUUGCCUAAUACAUUUAAAGAUACACCACAAACACAACCACCACCUUCAACGCCUACUUCAACAAAAUUAGAUUAUAAGCUGAAGUCAAAAUCCACUACUAAUUCUCAACAACCUAUAAUUUCUAGUGAUAGUGCGUACUAUUUUUAUCAGUCGGAAGAUGGUCAAAAUGUUUAUUUACAUCCAUUGGAUAUUCGUAUUUUGAAAUAUGAGUUUGGAACAUAUGAACAAUUUCCAAACGAGAUUUCAUUUCGCGUUAUAAGUGUUGAUGAAUCAACAAUGACUGAAGAACUUCGCAAAAAAUUUAAAUAUUUGGGACAUUUGCCUUUGAGUUGCGAUGUGACAUUUUUAGAGGUUGAUUUGAAAGGUGUUGUCUCUGAUUCAACGUUGAAAAUUUUUUCAAAUGAACUUCAACAACGUCUUAAUCGUCGCAAAGAAAAGGCUAGAAAAGAAAAAAGGUUACAAGAUCAAGCAGCCAACAAAGAAUCUAAACAAGAAAUUAUAGAUUCAGAUCCAUUUUUUCAACAACCUUCAUAUUCUUAUGUUUGGGGAACUCCUGCAAUUACAUUUGCUGGAAUAGCUGGUGGAAGACAUUCAUCGGCUGAAGAAGAAAACCAUGAAGUUGAAGAAAAUAAUUGGGAUUUUCAUGAAGAAGAAGUAUUUUUUGGCAAAAAAAAUAAAAAGAAAAAACUUAUAUUGAUGUCUACUAGUGGUAGAAGGCAGCGUUAG
Messenger RNA from Entrophospora sp. SA101, 1812 nucleotides. The record is from the annotation of a GenBank genome assembly. NCBI's taxonomy places the organism in Eukaryota, Fungi, Glomeromycota, Glomeromycetes, Entrophosporales, Entrophosporaceae.